AUGGUUGAAGGCCGAUUCGGGAAGAAGAUAGUGCCGCGUCCCAGCGAAAGAGUAAAGGCGAUCACUGCAGCUCUAGCCGGAUUCAUCUAUUUGGAUCUCCGUCCAGCUUCGUUUGUGGAGGGCCGUGGCAUUCGUUGGCUACUCCACGUUCUUGAGCCUCGCUACAUCAUACCAGAUCGUACGACUUUGAUGAGGACGCAUCUUGUCGACCACUACCACAACGCAAAGAAGGUCGUCAUUGAUAAGCUACAAGAUUCCAUCCACCUCUCUCUUGGAUCGGACAUGUGGACCGAUGAUCAUCGCAGAUUGGGCUACCUUUCAGUCAUCGUCUCAUUUAUCACGUCAGACUGGAAAUUCGUCCGGUUUGUUCUGUCCAACAGGCACCUUGACGACCAUCAUACUGGCAAGAAUAUUGCCGAUGCAAUCAACAAGACCAUGCAGGAAUUCGGCCUCGCAUCGGCCAAGCCGACUUAUGUGACCGAUGAGGGGGCAAACAUGAAGUGCGCUGGACACAUUUUGAAAUUUCCUCGCUCACCAUGUGUUGCGCACAAAAUCGAUUCGGCCAUCUCGGUUGACACCCUCUCCCAGAUUCCAGAAAUCGUAGCCAUCUUCUUAAAAUUUGCAAAUAUUCUCACAUUCUUUCGGUAUAAAGCAGCAGAGGUGACCAAGAAACAAAAGGAGCUUAAGGCUCUGUUGGAUGCCAUACCGGAAAACGUGGACGAAAGCAAUCAUAAUCUUCAAGACCAUUGCUACGCGGCAGCUGAUACCAGUAAUCCUCAAAAGAUUACCACGCUUAAGACGGACUGCAAGACUAGAUGGAAUAGCAAAUGUCUACAGAUACAGUCCAUUCUCGACAACUUCCGGGUCAUCAACGAGAUGCUUGACUACCACAAGUCCGACCUGAAGAUCACCCACUCCGAACGAAAACUUCUUCAGCAGCUCCUAGAGUUCCUGACAACUUUUCAAGAAAGCUCUGAGCUCAUGCAACGGGACCUCACUCCAGAGAUUUCAAACGUUCUGCCCACCAUCGCCUGCAUGAAGCUGAUGGCAUGCUACGUGAGGGGAGAGAUGGACAUGGACAUGGAAUUCGCAAAUAUGGACGAACUUCCUACUAGGAUGGAGGAGGAGAACCAACAUUGUGAUGAUGGCGAAGAAGAUUAUGACCCGCCAGUGCAGCAUCCAAUUUUAAUUGCACUGAAGAAGAAGAUGUUCGAUGCUCUCCAGAAACGUUUCGCUGAAUUUGAAGAAGAUCCGCAGUACAAAUUGGCGUCUACAUUGGACCCUCGCUGGAAGGCCUCCUUCGGAUUCAAGUUUGAGGAUGAUUUCAUCCGCGGGAUAGAUGUAUUCGAGACAUCCAUCGGCCGAGUUUCAGCUGAGGUGCUCCCCACUACUGAGACUCAAUCAUCAUCAACCGCGGCAUCCCCUGAUUCCCAUCAAUCUGGUUCGAAAAGGCCAGUCUCUCAGUCUCAGCUAUCUAUACUAAUGAGCAAGAUGCGCAAACGCAACCCUCCGCUGGAAGAUAUCAAAAUGCUGAGAAUGGAAGUGUCCACUUAUCUUGCCAUCCCAGAUAUAGCAGAGCAUCAAACGGCAGAUUGUAACCUUCUUUUAUGGCGGAAGGAUCGCCAGUCAAUGUUUCCGAAACUUUCCAAAGUUGCCAGGAAAGUUUUCAGCGUUAUGCCGUCGGCUGCGAUGAAUGAGAGGCUCAAUAGCACUGCUGGCAGAACAUUGACUGCAGAUAGGUCUUGUUUGGCCCCUCAAAAUGUGGAUAUGAGUUUGUUUUUGUUUUAUAAUACCCCUCCCGAAAUGUAUGCACCCAAAUUGGCUGAUGCUCUUACAAAAUAG
Daphnia pulex (common water flea) is the source of this 1842-nucleotide messenger RNA. Its product is annotated as E3 SUMO-protein ligase ZBED1-like. The transcript has a single exon. Bases 1 to 1842 code for a protein of 613 amino acids. Gene Ontology annotation, molecular function: protein dimerization activity. Lineage: Eukaryota; Metazoa; Arthropoda; Branchiopoda; Diplostraca; Daphniidae. The record is from RefSeq and is a predicted model, not a curated record.